This is a messenger RNA of Trichomonas vaginalis G3, 453 nucleotides long. RefSeq names its product phage tail repeat-like family. The coding region runs from base 1 to 453 and encodes 150 amino acids. The transcript has a single exon. The record is from RefSeq and is a predicted model, not a curated record. Lineage: Eukaryota; Parabasalia; Trichomonadida; Trichomonadidae.
AUGAAAGCUCAGGUUAUUCAAACCAUAUAUCCUGUUGGUUCUAUUUAUACGUCAAUGAAUUCAACAAAUCCAGAAACAGUUUUAGGUUUUGGUACGUGGCAGCAGAUUGUAGACAAAUUCUUAUACUGUGCUAACUCUUCAAAGCAAACAGGUGGUUCGAAGAAAAUUAAAGAAGCAAACCUUCCACCGCACACUCAUACAGGAACGACAAACACAACAGGAAAUCAUUCACAUUCAAUAACAAAAAGAGGUUAUAUAAAUCUUGCAGCGGGUUCGGAUAGAUGGGGAAUGAAUAGAUAUGAUAUCACAACUGACCCAGUAGAUUCAAGCACAGGUAUUUUCUGUGGAACCGCAGGAAAUCAUUCACAUACAUUUACAACAAAUCCAACAGGCUCGGGUGAAGAUUAUAUGCCACCUUAUAUGACAGUUUAUGCAUGGUACCGCGUUCAAUGA